This is a messenger RNA of Histoplasma capsulatum G186AR, 1269 nucleotides long. Its product is annotated as t-SNARE. The coding region runs from base 1 to 1269 and encodes 422 amino acids. Lineage: Eukaryota; Fungi; Ascomycota; Eurotiomycetes; Onygenales; Ajellomycetaceae. The transcript has 4 exons. The record is from RefSeq and is a predicted model, not a curated record. Gene Ontology annotation, biological process: intracellular protein transport; vesicle fusion; vesicle-mediated transport. Gene Ontology annotation, cellular component: endomembrane system; SNARE complex; membrane. Gene Ontology annotation, molecular function: SNARE binding; SNAP receptor activity.
AUGUGGCGGGACCGCACUAAUCUAUAUAUCUCCUACCGCCAAUCCUUUGCCCACCACCCCACGAAAAAGCCGCGAUACAUUGGAGCUUGGAGUGAUCAUGCAGAUUCCUCGUCAACAUCAGAAGAGCGGCGCGGACUCAUGUCUGGUGCUGGGCUCGAAGAUGACGGUGACGCCGUUAUCGAAAUGGAUCUCCUUCCACCACGCUGGGUCGAUAUACAAGACGAUGUAACGGAGCUCUUAUCAGGAAUCGCGCAGAAGUCAGCCCGCCUAGAUAAGCUCCACCAGAAGCACGUUUUGCCUGGGUUCGAAGACGAGGAUGCUAGAAAGGAAGAGGAGGGCGUAAUAGAACAGCUGACUCAGGAGAUCACCCGAGCGUUCCAUGAUUGCCAGCGCGCGAUUCAGCGAAUCGAGACUAUGGUGAAAGAACAGAAACAGCACGGGGGAGUCAGCAAGAGUGAUGAGAUGAUGGCAAAGAAUAUCCAGAUAUCGCUUGCAUCAAGAGUCCAGGAAGCUAGCGCCGGGUUUAGAAAGAAGCAGAGCACAUAUUUGAAAAAAUUACGAAGUUUGGAUGGAAUGACGACACCGUUGGAGCCGGCCCCAAUGCACAUUCAAAACCCUUAUAUGGAUCCAUCCCUCAUAGAGUCAGAUGCCGACAAAUCCUAUUCACAAUCAACCCUCCUCCAAACAUCCCAGAAACGGGUAACUAGCAACGAUGCCGCGAUCAUCCAGCGCGAGCGCGAAAUAAAUGACAUUGCACGCGGUAUCAUAGAACUUUCUGAUAUCUUCCGCGAUCUCCAAGCAAUGAUUAUAGAUCAGGGCACAAUGCUCGACCGGAUCGAUUUCAAUGUCGAGCGCAUGAUGGUCGAUGUAAAAGCGGCUGAUAAAGAUCUUACAAUCGCAACCAACUACCAACGACGCAGCAUGAAAAGAAAAAUACUCCUCCUCUUAAUUCUCCUCGUGGUCGGCAUGUUCAUCAUUCUUCUCGUAAAACCAAAACGGAGCGGUAGCCCAGCGCCAGCCCCAGCGCCGCAGCCCCCAGCUUCAAACCCGCAGCAACGCCAACAAAGAAGACAACACCGCAGAGCGGUACUCCACUACGACUAUAGUUCCAGAUCCGCAGACCCAUUCUUACUUCCUGCAUCGUUAUCUUCAUUAUCACCUUCGUCAGCCUCCCUCUCCUCAUUCCCUUCCUCAUUCCGCCAGCGAAGGAGCCGGUUCUCUAGAGAUUCUUGGAUCGUUGCGCCGGAUAUAAUAGAUGUAAUUGAAUAG